Molecule: messenger RNA, 1051 nt
Organism: Didymodactylos carnosus
Lineage: Eukaryota; Metazoa; Rotifera; Eurotatoria; Philodinida; Philodinidae
Source: the annotation of a GenBank genome assembly
AUGUUCUGUAUGGCUGUAACAUUAUUAAAAGUUUUAAUACGAUUAAAAAACGGCCAAUAUCAUAGUACUGAAAUUCGCGAUAAAUAUCGUAUUCUUGAUUUAUAUAAACAAAUAGCAAAUGAACUUCAUUUAUCGAUCGAACAAGUCAAACUUUUAACUAUUUAUCGUAGCACAGCUGAUGGUGUUCAGGUAUUAUUAUAUCCAUCGUCUUAUGGUAUGUAUUUUGAUGAAUCUCGUACACUUGAUACAUUCUCAAUUUUACAAAACGAACAAUUAUACAUUGAUAUCGGUGAACUCUUUGAUGAGUCAACACUUUCGAUGUCUCCUUCUUCAACAGCAUCAUCAACAUCAUCCAUCGUUAUCAAUGAAUCAAAUUUAUCCCCAUCAGUGACAAACUUACAACAUUAUCAAGCAAAACCAAAACCACAAAAGCCGGUUUUUGAUCAACAACAACAUAAAACAUCGUCAUCAAUAACAUCACCACCAAAAAGCAUGUCAAAAGCAUUAAAAUCAUCCAUUGGUCAACUAAUACGUUAUUCAGUACCAGCAGAUAAUUCAUGUUUAUUCUCAUCAAUUAAUUUUGUCUUACAUUCUGGAAAAAUGGAUUUAGCAUCAAAUAAAUAUUUACGUAAUAUGGUAGCAACAAAAAUCGAAUCAGACGAGAAGACAUAUUCAGAAGCAAUAUUAGGAAGAAAAAAUAGUGAUUAUUGUAAAUGGAUUCGUAAAGGUAAGAUUUAUUUCAUUAGAAAGAAAUAAUAAGACAAAGACUUUUGUUCAGCCUACAAUUAGGCAUGCAACAGUUUUUUUUCGUGUUUUUCAAAAAUUGGUUUGUAUUUUUGCAACAACGAACUGUGAAAUUUUCUGAAAUCAUCAGUUUUGUAGAGCAAACAUUUCUCUACAAUAUGGCAUAUAGUAGAUAGUUUUUCUUUAAAAUAAAGAAACCAAACAAGUUUAAAACUAUCUACUAUAUGCCAUAUUGUAGAGAAAUGUUUGCUCUACAAAACUGAUGAUUUCAGAAAAUUUCACAGUUCGUUGUUGCAAAAAUACAAAC